AUGAGAUGGGCCAAGAAGCGACGUGAUGCCUGGGUGCGUGCUGGAAUGCGCUCCAACCAGGAAGACUUACAAAACGCCAGCUGGGCAGAGUUAAACGCGUACCAGGAACCCAAAGAGGCCGACUGGCCCGGCGCCAUCUAUGAGAUUGAUCUAUCCAAGAUACCGCUCUCAGCCCGACCUGCUCUCUUUGAGAGCACUCAGCUUCAGGCCGAGUUGAAUGUCGAGCAGAGUUCGGGAAACGGGUAUCAGUUUGCCGAAAACGAGUUUCUCAUCUUAUACCGCAUCCCUUCUGCGAGCAUUGUCUCUAUGUACAACUCGCCGGACAGUUUCCAAGAAGCUAGGGCCAAUUAUGUGCCCAGACCACGGGGACAAUUUUGUCGGAUUAUCGAUGACUACGACAGCGCUGCAGAGGGCGAAGUUGACCAGCCGCGGCCCACGAUUACCUGCUUGCAUUAG
Messenger RNA from Sporothrix brasiliensis 5110, 456 nucleotides. RefSeq lists its product as uncharacterized. The coding region runs from base 1 to 456 and encodes 151 amino acids. The transcript has a single exon. The record is from RefSeq and is a predicted model, not a curated record. Lineage: Eukaryota; Fungi; Ascomycota; Sordariomycetes; Ophiostomatales; Ophiostomataceae.